AUGUUAUUCGAAUAUUCUGCUGUAUUAAUAUUUUUAAUUGUAGCAUUAGCAUUAUCAUGUGUAUUAUUAGGAGCUUCUUAUUUAUUAUCAAAUAAAAACCCUGAUUAUGAAAAAGUACAACAAUAUGAAUGUGGAUUUAAUCCUUUUUCUGAUAGUAGACAACCUUUUGAAGUAAGGUUCUUUUUAGUUGGAAUUUUAUUCAUUAUUUUUGAUUUAGAAAUUUCUUUUUUAUUCCCUUGAAGUUUAGUUUUAUCAGAUAUUCAUGUAUUUGGAUAUUGAACUAUGGUAACAUUUUUAGGAAUAUUAACAAUUGGUUUAGUUUAUGAAUGAUUAAAAGGAGGAUUAGAGUGAGAAUAA
Monosiga brevicollis MX1 is the source of this 357-nucleotide messenger RNA. Lineage: Eukaryota; Choanoflagellata; Craspedida; Salpingoecidae. The record is from the annotation of a RefSeq genome assembly.